This is a messenger RNA of Podarcis muralis (Common wall lizard), 3723 nucleotides long. It is a transcript of the gene KLF13, whose product is annotated as KLF transcription factor 13. Gene Ontology annotation, molecular function: DNA-binding transcription factor activity, RNA polymerase II-specific; RNA polymerase II cis-regulatory region sequence-specific DNA binding. Lineage: Eukaryota; Metazoa; Chordata; Lepidosauria; Squamata; Lacertidae. Gene Ontology annotation, biological process: regulation of transcription by RNA polymerase II. The record is from RefSeq and is a predicted model, not a curated record.
CCAGAGGAAAAGGCAACCUCUUUCUGCAAGGAGAUAUUUUGUCUUGCAUAAGAGAAGCCUAAGAGUAAUCUUGAAUUUCUUGCCUUCUGUUGGGUCAUACGGGGGGGGGGGGGAUGCAUUAGCCCACAGAGAAGUGCAAAUGUGGAUCUUUUUAUGUUGAUUGGCUAAUCCCAAGCCAAUCAGCUCCUUCCUUUCGUUUAACUUGCUCUUAUGCUCUGUCCAAACUCAAGUUCACAGCCACAUUGCUCGCUCUGCAUUGCUGCUGCUCUGUUCUCUCCGCUGGCUCUCGGGCGGCUGCAGCAGGAGCAGCUGCUUCAGCAGCAGCUGAAGUCUCAGCUUGCUGCUAACCUGAUCAGCUCAGGAUACAGCUUCUAUGUGACAUCACAGCCAGAUGUUUGGCAAAGCCACACCCCUAUGAGGGUCUGAAGCAAUCCAAGGAGUAAUAACGGACCAGCUCAGUCCUGCCGUCAGAAUGCACCCGGGAGACUGGAGGAACUGCAGGCUUGUUAUUGUGGACAACCUUCAUUAAUUUUGUUUCAGACAAAAAGCUGUUCCGGACGGGGUUUGUUUUGCUUGGUGUUUUCCCUGGAUGCCUUUCCUAUUCAGAAGGAGAGAAACUGGGUGUGACCCAUACAAAGAAAGUACUUUUCAGGGAGCUGUGGAGCCAGCUAUCUCAUUUUCUACAAAAAGGAAAUCUCCAGGAGCGUGUAUGUGGGUUUCUUGAAGGUUAACACAAAAGGAAAAAUUGCAGUUGAUUUAUACACCUCAGGAGGCGUGAAAAAUGGCAACAGCCGCCUACUUUGCCGCCGAGUGCCUUGUCUCCAUGUCCAGCCGUGCUGUAAUCCACAGCCCCAUGAGGGAACCGGCCCCUCAGCCGGUUGGGAGAGCUGCCCCCCGCAUCAUCUCAAACAGAGCUGAGAAACCCGAAGUGAAAGAGGUUGGGAGAGACAAUGGAGGUGGGUCCUCUGUAUAUGCUGUGGCCAGCAUUUUAGCUGACCUAAACCAGCAUGUUCCACCCAAGCUUUCCUCGCCUCAGGGGGAGAAUCUUGAGAGCGUUGACAGAGGGGGGGCUUCUCUUUCCCACAAAGAGUUUGGGGAAGAAAGUGUCUUGCUGGCUGGCAAACGUGGAGGAGGCAGAGCAACCACACCUACCAGCUUGGGGGCACCGAGUCAGCCAAGCCCCAGGCAAAGAAGCAGGCGAGGAAGAUGUCGGACUGAGCCUGAAUUACCUCAGAAGAAGCAUAAAUGCCACUAUGCGGGAUGCGAAAAGGUUUACGGCAAGUCGUCCCAUCUGAAGGCUCACCUAAGGACCCACACAGGCGAGAGGCCUUUUGAAUGCCGUUGGGAAGAUUGCAACAAAAAGUUUGCCCGUUCCGAUGAGCUGGCGCGGCAUUUCCGCACUCACACUGGAGAGAAAAAGUUUGGCUGCCCUCUCUGCGAGAAGCGAUUCAUGCGCAGUGACCACUUGACGAAGCACGCCCGCCGCCACAGCAACUUCCACCCCAGCAUGCUCAAGAGGAGGAGCGGCAGCAGCUCCCGGACAGGAUCGGUCAGUGACUAUAGCCGUUCAGACGCAUCUAGUCCCACCAUCAGUCCUUCCAGCUCCCCGUAGACCUGCCUGCACUGGAGGCCAGCACUUUGCUCUUAUCAUUUUAUAGAUAUCAUUUUUGGAGUUUUAUUUGCCUUGCACAUUUUGCUUAUUCCCCCACCCCACCCCACUAUCUUUUUUUCUUUCUUUUUUAUACAUCGUUUCUCCAGCAGAUUAUCUCUGGCACAAUGGGACUAACACUGAUGAGCCUCUUCUCCAUCUUCUGCCAGCAAUUUUUCUUCCUGGUCAAGAUUUUCAGUUAUUUUGUCUGCCAGCCUUCACUCUCCAGAGCCUUAAGAAGGACGCUCCUGUUAAUUGUUUUUAAAUAUAUCUAUAUGUGUGUAUAUUUUUUAAAAAAAUACCUUUGCUCAGGUGUCAAAGCAAAUUUUAUAAAAAAGAAGUUACAAAAGAGGAAUGUCUAAUUGAACUGGAUUGACUUUCCACCACUCCACAACCUCCUCUCAACUUUCUCAGGGAUAAGUAUUUAUGUAACACAGUAAGUACAAUGAAGACACACUCUCUGCAGCCUCAGCUGGCAAACAGAUCUGCACUCAGAAUGAGUGUGGCCGAGUUCUUCCACUCACCGAGGAGGAAACCAGCGCUGGACUUCGCACUCAAAUGGUUUGGUUUCACAUUUGCUAUAGAUACGUUUGGGGAAUCAGGACCAUAUAUGGCAUGCCCCCUGGAUGACUUCAUUAAAUCCCUCUCCCUGCCCCCACCCCGUCAAUGUCAUUUCAUACCAAGGUGAUUUUACCACAUCAACUUCCUGCUGCAGAAACCUUGUCUAUAAAGUUCGAUACAGUCCUACCUUCCCCAUGGGGGCGGGUUGAGGGGAUUUUUUUUUUAAACUAACGAACUUGAUGCCUUUAUCAUUCCCACCCACCCACCCCAAAUAUAGGGAAAUGUAUUUACACUGGGGAACAAUGCAUUUAAGUUCAAAAUGGCAAGUUUGUGGAUUUUAGGCAUUACGGAUUUGUUUUCCAGGGUUCUCCUGUAAAAUGCCCUAUGGAAUAAGUGAGGCUUUUGCAGAAGAACUUCUCAGAGGCUUGUGAGCCCCACACUGUCCCUGAGCUUGUCUGUGUUGCUUGCUCAUCUGUCACGUGGCCACCCAACAUAGGUGCCUAGACUGUAUCAACUUGAACUAUUUUAUCUUAUGCAGGGGGUGGGGUGGGGGUGGGGAGCAACAUUGGGAAACUGUUUAUAUAAAGUUUCAUCAAAGCUUUAUCCAGGUACUUGUUAUAAAGACCCUUGGUUUUACAUUGCUUCAAAGCAGAGGCUUCCAUUUAACACUGCACUGUAGCUAUUUGGUCAGUAAGUAACAAUUGAAACCAAGUAGUAGUAAUCAGAAAAUGGUCUCUUAUUAGGAAAGGGUAAAAAGAGAGAGCAGAACUUGCAUCUAGAAAGUGUUACAAACAUGGUGUUUAGCUCAACAGCACUCCGUAUUUCUCCCACACUCGCAUCCCAUGGGUGUAUGGUUUGACUGGGCAUAGAUAAGAGAACCCCUCUCCCAGCCAGCUAGUCCAGGGUUCCCAGAUGGACGUCCCACUCCCUUGGCUACCACAGUGGAGAUCAAUCUGCCACGUUACUUGCCUAAUAUCUGUAAGAAAAUCUCUCUCAGUCACAGCUGGAGGGGCCAACUGGCCACAUCCUGAAGUGCCUGGGUGGGCGAUUUGUGGCCAUUUCAAAAAUAGGCACCUCACCCCAGCAAGAGAGAUUUGUGUGCAUAAAGAGCCUUCCACCUGCAUUACUGGAGUGGAGGCACAUCUUGCUAAAACUGGCUUGGUGCACAGAACUAUCUUGGGUCACCCACUGUUAAACACUGACAGCUGGGUCAGGUUCUAGGUUUAUAAAUGCAAACUUUUUUAAACCAGCAAUUGGUCUAUGCAUUGCAAAGUGCUUGGUUGGUUCUGAAGCUGUAUAUUAAACAUUCAGGGUUUUUUCUUUGUAAUUUUCCAUUAUUAUUAUUAUUAUUAUUAUUAUUAUUAUUAUUAUUAUUUUACUGUAAAUGAUGAAUGCAGUUGAUUGUAGCACACCAAAACAAACUCCACAACCCCAAACUGCUGUUUACAACAAAUAUAUCUACAUUCCAAAUGUGUCCUGCUUUCCAGUAAUCCCAUUUUGCCACCUCUUUAACA